This is a messenger RNA of Chaetomium strumarium, 3665 nucleotides long. RefSeq lists its product as uncharacterized. The transcript has a single exon. Lineage: Eukaryota; Fungi; Ascomycota; Sordariomycetes; Sordariales; Chaetomiaceae. The coding region runs from base 160 to 3477 and encodes 1105 amino acids. The record is from RefSeq and is a predicted model, not a curated record.
CGCGCCUCGCUCCACCUGCAGCCACCCUGGCUUAUUUCGUCGGCAACCGAGACACAACUUGAAAUGCAGCUCACAGCCUCAGGUAGUUAUCGAGCGACUCAAUUGUUGAGGCACAUUAUGGUCCCAGCGUAGAGACUGUCGAACACAAUCGUAUCCGCCAUGAAGCGCUGUUUUGGAGCUCCAGAUCGCGAAUGGCUUCAUCCAAGGCAAUUCCUCGAUGAGCCCGUCUACAGCGAGGCCCCGCACGACCCUGACGACGUGAUCUACCCCGGCUCCGACGAUGAGGCAUACAGCAGCCCGACCGAGCGGCGCAGCCGCUGCGAAGCACAAGCGCAGCGCUUCCUCGAUGGAAAGCCGGUGUUCUUGCUCUCGGCCGCCCUGCGCGGACCGUUCGAUAGUAAAUCGGGCUGGAUCAACCCCUGGCGCUCCAAGUCGACAUCCAGGGUGACAAAGCCGAGGCAAAGAAAUCGCCGCUCAUCUUCAAAGAGCGCUGCCGAACAACAUGAGUCUAGCCGGGUGGUAGAAGCGGUCAACCGUGACCCACGCCUUACAGGGGGCAGUGCCGCACCACGCCGGAACGCUUGCGCCGCAGCACAGUACAUGGACAAUGAAAAGUUCCUCCUGGUACAGGCGUGGAGAGAGAAGGUGCUGGCGGAAACCGAUGUCUCUACAAGUCCAGCUGGGCGUGAGUUACAGUCAGAACCUGCGUCUGCGGACUCAAGGCGAGCCACCCAACAAACAACGAGGAGGGAAUCCGACUUGACGCUAGAUACAAGCGAGGACAGGCCCAGGGGCACUGCGCCGUAUACACCGAGCGCGGCCAACAAGGUUGAGACACGAGUUUCGUCAGCGACGUCAAAGCGGAAACGUUGUCAGAUGUCAUCGAACUCAGCGGACGACGCCCGGUCGCCUCUCUACUCGAAUCGGGCAGCGAUCGGCCAAUACUGCCCCAGCUCUAGUGCACCCGCGCCGGAAGCAAGAAUUACCACGCCGGGCGAAGCCCUCCUGGAAACCAAAGCAUCGGCUCUGGCGCUUAAAACACAAGCAAGCGCCCGCACGGACGGAAGCUUCCGCUUCCGACGCAAGGACGCUCGAGAUAAGGGUUCGACUUUGGGCAAGAGCAGAUUGGCUGGCUCUCAGUCUAUGCCCAGCGACCCAGCGGAACUCGUGGGUGUGGAAAGCCAGCCGGUCGAAGGACGGCUGCCGGGUGAGACGAAGAUCCCUGAGCAUACUGGAAUGAGAAAGUCACCAGGUUGUACGACGGCCCUGCCGAAGCCUAUCCAGCAACUCAAUGAGGCUGCUCCAAACUCUGAAGUACAGGAAACAACCGAAGAAGAUGCGCCCGAACCCGGGGGCUCUCAGAGCAUCGAAGGGCUGGACGAACAGGCAUCGGACCAUGGCCAGUAUGAAAAGGCCGACGGGACGGAAACAGCGUCACAGAUUGACGGUCCUACAUUGGUUCCUUCGCAGUCCCCACGUAGCUCUGAGGAUCCAAGUAUGCCCAGCUUUGGACACUUUUCGUGCGAGAAGCAGUCGCAGGACGUCAUAUCGGAUGCCGUGGGAUUCCCUAGGAAGCUGCUUUGGCCAAGACCACAGCAAAGCGCCAGCGGCGACGGCUUGCCACUCUUCGGUAUAGAAUCGACUCCAAUCGUAUCGCCGAAACAACCAGAGCCUGUCGAUUUCUAUCCUGGUCAUCCUAUAUUGUCUGAUCUUGCGACAUGCACGAAACAAACGGGGUGCCAGCCUGUGGAGGAGCCUGAAGCCGUCCAAGCUUUACCCGAAGGCAAUGUCGAGACUCCAAUACAAGAGCACCGAUCUGCAUUUGCUGAGCCAGAUGAAGUACCUGCGAAACCUUCACCAGCAAGAGCAUCCGUAGUUGAAGAUGCGAGAGAAGCAGAAGGAGACGAUGUCCAUGAGACAGGACAGGUGCAGGUCUGGGUGAAGAUCGAACCCGGUAUCGAGGACGACAUGGAACGUGGACUACAGCCAACUACUUCUCGCCCUCCAGAGGUCCAGAGUCCCUGGGUGAAGGAUGAUGCAGCACUCUUCGCCAGGCAAGCCUCUAAUGCCCACUCACAAUGGCAAUGGCCCAACCAAAAUGUCGAGUCGGCACACAUCAGAUCCAGCUCACCCAAAGCUACUCAGAGUCCGUGGAAUAAAGAUGUGGACUUCAUGGCCGCAGCCAUCACUGGGCGAUCCCCUUCCUUGCUCAUCUCCAAUGAAAGACUCUCCGUCAUCGCCAAUCAGGCACUCGAGGAACCAGCCUCGCAAAGUCCCUGGGCCAAAGACGAUUCGCAGCUGCAGAUACCGGGCGCCCAGUUGUUUAACCCGGUGUCUUUGCCCGCUCCGAGUCACGACCUUCCGGUUGAAGAAGAUGUCAUAUCCGGCCACGGUCUCCAAAUUGUUGAAGAUAUAAUUCCCAGUCAUGGUCUUCCAAUCGCCCACGCUGGGGUUCAGUCACCGGCACCUGGCGAUGAGAACAUCGAUAUGUGCGAUCCCUCCUGUCCAUCCACGCCGGAAACGAAACGAUCAAGCAUCCCAACCCCGGAUGUCACUUUGUCGGUCAAGUCCUUCAAGGAGUUCAUGACUCCCUCGCCCCGACCAGCGGCCAAGAGACGCCGCAUCUCCACCACCACAACAUAUGGCCAUCUCCCUAGCACACAGGCCCUCGUUGAUGCCACGGUCUCCAACCCCUGGCUUAAGCCUGCAAGCACAAAAGCCCACAAACAGAAGAAGCAUAAACGAACACCAAAGCGUGUCUCGUGGGCCGCGCUGCCAGACGAAGAGGAACCCAGCACACCAUGCCCCGACAUCGACACGACAACCUCCUCUCCAUACGGAGCCGCGCCGUCAAGCGACUCCAUUCGACGCAGAAAAGACCUGCCGGCUACCCUCCGAUCCCGCGCCGCCUCUCCCCCGCCAAGCAGCCUCUCAGCCUCCAAGCUCCCCGCCGCAAACCAGAAAUUUGGCAAGCACUUCGCCGCCGUGGCAAGCCGUCGUAUUGGAACGACACCCUUGCGGCAGACGGCCAACGUACGCCGUCUACUGCCGAGUGCCUCGCAGCAGGUGUGUGAGAGCCCUGCUGUUGACGCGAUGGCGGAGGCUUUCAUACGGGCUGAGAAGGGCGCCGUCGACCUCUCUCAGGGGGAAGUGGUGGAAGACGAUUCUUCCGCUGUGGAAUUGAUGUGUGAGGGCGCGGCAGGGAUGAAUGUGGAUCAACCGGAUGAGGGAUCUGAAGAAGGAGGGGAGGAUGAGGAUGAAGACAAGGAGAAUGCGCAAGAGGAGGAGACGCAAGAGGCGGAGCAGCCGGUCGACGACGUCAGUGCGGUGUUGCAGAACCUGGAUGAUUUCUUGGGGAGUUGGAACUUGGAUGCGGACCUCGCGAAGGCAAGGGCUGAGAGUGAGCGGGAGAACAAGCGGGCGGAUCGUAAUGCGGUAGGGCUGAGUGGGUUGAUGGAUGCUGGGGUUUGGUACUGAGAGAGCUUUGAGUUGUUGAGAGUGUCGAGUGUCCGACAUCUGGGUUGUUGAUAGUAGUAGUUGGCUUGGCUGGUUGUUUAUACCCCCGGCAUGACUGAGUCCAUAUAGGUUUGGACUUGGAGUGGCAUAGCAAGGACGCGGAGUUGAGGAGUAAAGUUGAAAGUACUCACAAAUGAAGUAUUCUAUAU